GCGCCGCAUGCACGGAAAGACGCUCAAUUUCAGUGUUGCCCAGCAACAUACGGGUCGUCCCUUCCUCCCUUAGUAGACCCGUCAUUAGUCUGCGUACCGGAGACUAAUAUCUUGUCACUGUCGCUGGUCGCGAGACAUUCAACAUGGGCCUCGAGAGACGAUUUCUGCAUGGCAAGAAACUGUUAGCAUUUGGCAUACUCACCCUCGUCUUCCUCGCUCUCUACACCUUCUUUCCCUCAUCAUCUUUCAGCUCUUGGACCCCAAGUUUGGACUUCCUUGCCUCUCGCGUUCGCAGCGGAUGUACGCCGGAGCAAUGGGCCAAUGGCCAAUGGAUUCCAAGGACACUACAUACCAAUAAGACAGAGAUGACGAAGCAAGAGGAUGCUUUGGAGUUCAUCGGGUUUGAAGGAUGUGCGAGUUCAAGAGAGUUCUUCUGGCAUCUUGGCGCAGAUGUGCAAAAUUGGGAUCAUUUUCCAGGUGUUGCUGCUUGGAAAUGGAAGCCCUCAAACGAGUGUGAUAUUCGAGCUUUCGACGCGGAAGCGUUGGUGCAGGAUAUGGUUGAGCAGGGUGGCUGGUUGUUAAUUGGCGACUCUGUGACCGAACUUCAAUUCUUUUCGAUGUCAUGUUUACUCUAUCCCCACGUCCGCGCUACUCCGAAUUACACGGAGAACCCGUAUUUCGACCGUGCUUGGCCGCAGAAUCUCUACCUCUCACCAGAGUCGCCAUUAGUGGAGAAAUUGCACCCUCCGACUGGGUUCAAUAUUUCUUCUACACCACUGGUUACGUUCCGUCGAGUUGACCUGUUGUUAUCACAAGAUGAGCUCGUGGACCUGCAUAAUGAGCUCCAUCACCCUCCUUCGAACUUCACACUCUUUAGUGACGAGCUGUUUUGGUCGCUUUCCCCCAAAGAAUACCUGGACAUUUUACAAAAACCUUUGCCGGAAGGUAAUUACGGUACCUUGGUCAUUAGCACGGCUGGACACUGGACUACAACCCUCCUACAUGCCUUCCGCGACGAAUCGAAGGGUGAGGACGCAGGUUUCGGCAUUGACAAGAUGUUCCCUUUCUUCCGAGAAGCAAUGAAAAAAUGGGCGGAUAUGGUUCAAAGUGCGCUUGCUGCAGAUAAAGGGACUGCGGGAGGUCGAAGCAGGCAGGUUGUCGUCAGAGCGUACCUGCCAGGACACGAGAAUUGCCACAAUCAUCGGGAACCAUGGGCUGUUUGGCAACCAUUCCAGUGGAAAUUUUACAAUUGGCCAUGGAUUGGUGACUUCAACAAGAUUUUCGAGGAUGUUCUUUCUUCACCGUCAUACCCAGAUAUCCAUUAUCUCUCUAUUGAUCAUCCAGGAUUGCUACGUCCAGACGGACACGUCGCUGGAGACUGCCUGCACAUCAUGACUGGAGCCGGAGUCAUUGAGGGCUGGACCCAAUACAUCUGGCAUUAUAUCACACGCGAAAUACCAGGACGGAUUCGAUGAUCUCAGGCUCUGCUGACUAUCAUCGACUAAUGUCAACACAUAGUACGUGCCGUGCGUCACCUAGGAACGUUUUGAGACAGACGUCGAGAUGGAACGUCCCACGCGGUGAACCUACAGUAUUACUCACAGAAGACAAGUUACUUUCGGAACUGUACUAAUCUAGACUGCUGUGAUUUGGACAUAUAUACCACCUAGAAGUUGAUACAUUACGCAUCACUUGCGAACAGAAAUGUCGUAGUAGGACACUACAUAGCUAAUCAGGACAUUUAUCUCCUUACAUUGGCACAAUUGUGUCUUUCUUUGUGUUCCUUCCAACCUUCUUUCAUGCAUUGGGAGUCACAGAAGAAAGCUCGACCUCCACA
Somion occarium is the source of this 1837-nucleotide messenger RNA. NCBI's taxonomy places the organism in Eukaryota, Fungi, Basidiomycota, Agaricomycetes, Polyporales, Cerrenaceae. The record is from the annotation of a GenBank genome assembly.